Messenger RNA from Episyrphus balteatus (marmalade hoverfly), 3800 nucleotides. RefSeq lists its product as uncharacterized. The transcript is spliced from 3 exons. The coding region runs from base 270 to 1619 and encodes 449 amino acids. The record is from RefSeq and is a predicted model, not a curated record. Lineage: Eukaryota; Metazoa; Arthropoda; Insecta; Diptera; Syrphidae.
AGCUCUAUAUGGUAAGCAGGAAAAGCUAAGUACUUGUGCAUGUGCAAUGCAAUGUGCAUUGUGCAUGUAUCUUUCUUCUCACUCCUCCCUCUUUUCUUUUCUCAUUUUUUCUUUCCCUUUCACUUUUGAAAUUACAAUUCCAUCAAUUCCUUUUCUUUUCAUAUCUUAUUUUAACCAAAGCUCUCCUCCAAUACUAAUUAAAUCAACUUACUAAUAAUAAUUUAAUGAUAAUAUUGAACUAGGUCAUUGUCUCUAACAAGGGUGGCAAAAUGCUUGUUAGAGAUGGUUAUCGCUUCCAUUUGGAAAAGCAGAAGGAUGAUAAGGCUUACUGGUGCUGCGCCGAAAGAAAAUCUCUUCGGUGCAAAGCCAGAAUGAUAACAGCGGAGAGGGAAGCGGAGCACUUGAUAACAUCAUCUGUGAAUGAUCACAGCCAUGCUCCUCUGGCCUUCGAGAAGGAGGUGGCUAAGGCCAACUUCCUCUUAAAAACUAAGGCAAAAGAGGCCCAACCCCCCAGCACAAUAAUCAGGGACACCAUUGCAAGCGUCCCAGAACCAUGCCGUGUUCACUUGCCAUCGAAAGCUGCCCAAAAGCAGAAAAUCCACCGAGUUCGAGCCAACACCCUGAAGGAACCGAAAAGAUUGGAGGAAAUUAAUAUUCCCCAGCAUCUUCGGUUCGUCGAUGGAGAGCUUUUUGUGCUUUCCGAAGCGGAAUAUGACACGGGUAGGAUUAUUUUACUCGGAACCAAAACGACAAUUAAAACAUUGUCGGAAGCCCAAUGUUGGUUGGUUGACGGCACAUUUGCGGUGGUGCCAUCCAUUAUGGGACAGCUGUUUUCUGUACAUGGGUACAUAGAGAAUUCAGUUGUCCCAUUAAUAUAUUGUUUGAUGAGCAGCAGGACAAAACAAGCUUAUAACAAGUUUUGGCAGGAGCUGUUGAGAUGUGCCGGGGAGUUCAACAUUACACUGCAGCCAAACAUUAUAGUCUCGGAUUUUGAGCCGGCGAUCCUUCUUUCUAAUGGGGAAAACUUUCCCAAUAGUAGAACCCAAGGUUGUCUGUUCCAUUUUGGGCAGAUAAUAUGGAGGAGGGUCCAAGAUCUUGGACUGGCUGCCAAGUACGGAAGAGAAGAAGCUUUUGCCUCGGAGGUGAGGAUGAUAAAAGCUUUGAGUUUUGUCCCACCGUCAGAAGUGGAACAAUACUAUACUGCUCUGUACGGCUCUAUUACUCACCAGGAAGCAAGGAAUUUGGCCCAGUGGUUCAAAUUGAACUACAUUGGAUCAGAACGCACUAAGCCAAGAUAUAAACCUGAGUUCUGGACAACAGGUGCUUCUGCAAGUAACCUUCAUUUUCCCAGAACCCAAAACAGCGUCGAAGCAUGGCAUCGACGUUUGAAGGUUGUGGUUGGCCAGAGACAUGCUGGCGUGUACAAGCUUGUGUCAGACCUGGCCAAGGAAACAAUAGUAUCCAAAAUGACAGUUGACAAGCUUCGAACUGGAAAAGAACCCCCUAAAAGCCGUACUGUUAAAAAGUACGAGCAAUUGCAGAGGGUCUAUGAAAGGCGGACUGGUAUGGACAAGGUCCUUUUCCUGAGAAGCAUUGGCAACAACCUAAAUCUCGCAUAAAAUGUGUGCUUACAUUUAAUGCGCCCUGGAUCGACAUCCGUCCUUUUGAGGACGACCGAAAAUUCAAAAAGAUAUAUAAAAAUACUUCAUUGAUCAAAAUAUAACGAGUUCUUGUUGGACUUUGUUAAAAUGGUCACGAUUUGAUACAUGUAGCGUAUUACGCCAGACAGGCGAUAAUUUCAAAAAUUUCUUUAGGUAAAAUGUGUCUUGCAUGGCCCGCUUCGCGGGUUCUCAGGAUUUUAACUUUACUUUUUGGGUCCUCUGUACCGCUCACGCAACUUCGUUGCUCCGCUUAGGGUAUGUAAAGUCGUCUGGCAGGCGCCAAUGUCAACAGUUUUUUUUAAAUAACAGUACCUUCCCUGCUUUGUCCAGCUUUAAAGAGCGCGCUGAUAAGAAAAAAGUUUCGUAUUUUGGGUAAAAUACGGUCAUUAAAAUUCAUGAGAAUCAACAAGAACGAACUUUUAUUUCUUACUUAAAAAUUCGAAAUUUCAACAGUUUUUUAUGUAAAAAGUACCUUGCCUGGCCCGCUUCGCGGGUUCUAAGGAUUUAAACUUUACUUUUUGGGUCCUCAGUCCCGCUCACGCAACUUCGUUGCUCCGCUUAGGGUAUGUAAAGUCGUCUGGCAGGCGCCAAUGUCCACAGUUUUCUUAUGUAAAAAGUUUUUUAUGUAAAAAGCACGUUGCCUGGCCCGCUUCGCGGGUUCUCAGGAUUUAAACUUUACUUUUUGGGUCCUCAGUCCCGCUCACGCAACUUCGUUGCUCCGCUUAGGGUAUGUAAAGUCGUCUGGCAGGCGCCAAUGUCCACAGUUUUCUUAUGUAAAAAGUUUUUUAUGUAAAAAGCACGUUGCCUGGCCCGCUUCGCGGGUUCUCAGGAUUUAAACUUUACUUUUUGGGUCCUCAGUCCCGCUCACGCAACUUCGUUGCUCCGCUUAGGGUAUGUAAAGUCGUCUGGCAGGCGCCAAUGUCAACAGUUUUUUUUAAAUAACAGUACCUUCCCUGCUUUGUCCAGCUUUAAAGAGCGCGCUGAUAAGAAAAAAGUUUCGUAUUUUGGGUAAAAUACGGUCAUUAAAAUUCAUGAGAAUCAACAAGAACGAACUUUUAUUUCUUACUUAAAAAUUCGAAAUUUCAACAGUUUUUUAUGUAAAAAGUACCUUGCCUGGCCCGCUUCGCGGGUUCUAAGGAUUUAAACUUUACUUUUUGGGUCCUCAGUCCCGCUCACGCAACUUCGUUGCUCCGCUUAGGGUAUGUAAAGUCGUCUGGCAGGCGCCAAUGUCCACAGUUUUCUUAUGUAAAAAGUUUUUUAUGUAAAAAGCACGUUGCCUGGCCCGCUUCGCGGGUUCUCAGGAUUUAAACUUUACUUUUUGGGUCCUCAGUCCCGCUCACGCAACUUCGUUGCUCCGCUUAGGGUAUGUAAAGUCGUCUGGCAGGCGCCAAUGUCAACAGUUUUUUUUAAAUAACAGUACCUUCCCUGCUUUGUCCAGCUUUAAAGAGCGCGCUGAUAAGAAAAAAGUUUCGUAUUUUGGGUAAAAUACGGUCAUUAAAAUUCAUGAGAAUCAACAAGAACGAACUUUUAUUUCUUACUUAAAAAUUCGAAAUUUCAACAGUUUUUUAUGUAAAAAGUACCUUGCCUGGCCCGCUUCGCGGGUUCUAAGGAUUUAAACUUUACUUUUUGGGUCCUCAGUCCCACUCACGCAACUUCGUUGCUCCGCUUAUUGUAUGUAAAGUCGUCUGGCAGGUGCCAAUGUCAACAGUUUUUUUUAAAUAACAGUACCUUUCUGCAAAAAAAUGAAAAUCCAUUCACCGGUAAAAAUGCAAGUGAAUCGGUUUUUUAUCUCUUCAAUAAUAAUUUUGCGUCCUUAAAAGAACAAAAUACGAUUUUUACGGACAAAUCCGAUACAAGAGAGUCGAAUUUUAAAAAUUCAAAAGCUUAAGUACUUUAAUUGAACGACGAAUUGUCUCUGAUUUGAAAAUCAUUUGCUCGUUCAAAAAAAGUACCUAAGCAAGAGUUUGAUAUGAGAAUUUUGCCCUACAGCUUCAUGUAGGGCAGGCAAAAAGUUCUUUUAAGAACAUUGGUGAGGUAUUAAACUUUUAAUUUAAUGGUUCUUCUCAGAACUAAAAAAAAUUUCUAAGAGAUAAAAUGCACUUUUUAUUUUUUUAGCCAUUUUUUUUUAAAUUUAUGCCA